Molecule: messenger RNA, 3166 nt
Organism: Medicago truncatula (barrel medic)
Lineage: Eukaryota; Viridiplantae; Streptophyta; Magnoliopsida; Fabales; Fabaceae
Product: RNA cytidine acetyltransferase 1
Exons: 26
Coding region: 1-2829 (942 amino acids)
Biological process (GO): rRNA acetylation involved in maturation of SSU-rRNA
Cellular component (GO): 90S preribosome; nucleolus
Molecular function (GO): ATP binding; tRNA binding; 18S rRNA cytidine N-acetyltransferase activity
Source: RefSeq, a predicted model, not a curated record
AUGAGGAAGAAGGUGGAUGAGCGAAUCAGAACUCUCAUUGAGAAUGGCGUUAAAACAAGGCAUAGGUCCAUGUUUGUCAUCAUUGGUGACAAGUACUAUGACCAGAUUGUAAAUCUUCAUUACAUGCUUAGCCAGGCACAGAUCAAAUCCAGCCCAACUGUUUUAUGGUGUUACAAGGACAAGCGGUAUGUAAGCAGUCAUAUGAAGAAACAUGAGAAGCAGAUUGAAAAAUUGAGGAAGAGGGGUCUUUUGGACCCCGAUAGAGCUGAUCCAUUUUCGUCGUUUAUGAAAAGUAAAGAAAUAACUCGUCGUUUGUAUGAGGAUUCUGAAAAAAUUCUGGGUAGUACUUUUGGAAUGUGUAUACUUCAGGAUUUCGAGGCGUUAACGCCUAAUCUCCUAGCACGAACAAUAGAGACGGUUGAGGGAGGAGGUCUCGUUGUUUUGCUUAUUCGUACUCUAUCAUCUCUUACAUGUUUGUACACAAUGGUGAUGGAUGUCCAUGAAAGAUUUCGAACUGAAUCACACAUGGAUGCCACCGGACGCUUUAAUGAACGCUUCUUAUUAUCACUUGCUUCUUGCAAGGCUUGUGUGUUCAUGGAUGACGAGCUGAAUAUUUUACCAAUUUCAUCUCACAUAAGGUCCAUCACUCCAGUUUCUGUCAAUGAGGAUUCCGAAGGACUGUCAAAAACAGAACAGGGCCUGAAGAACCUUAAAGAACAACUUGAUGAAACUUUACAUGUUGGACCAUUGAUCAGGAAGUGUUGCACAAUGGAUCAGGGAAAAGCUGUUGUCACAUUUAUGGACGCAAUUUUGAACACGAAACUGCGCAGCGCUGUUGUUGCCUUGUUGGCUGCUCGUGGCCGUGGGAAAUCAGCUGCUCUUGGUUUAUCUAUUGCUGGAGCCAUUGCUGUGGGGUAUUCGAAUAUUUUUGUAACUGCACCGAGCCCCGAGAAUUUGAAAACCUUGUUUGAAUUUGUAUGCAAAGGUUUAUCUGCACUUGGCUAUGAGGUACAUUUAGAAUUUGAUGUGGUGAAAAGUGUGAAUCCCGCGUUCCAUAAAGCUACUGAAAGAAUCAAUAUUUAUAAGCACCACAGACAGACAAUUCAGUAUAUACUGCCACACGAACAUGAAAAGCUCUCACAAGUUGAACUGUUGGUAGUUGAUGAAGCUGCCGCUAUUCCACUGCCUGUGGUGAAGUCUUUGCUUGGCCCAUAUUUGGUCUUCCUGUCUUCUACUGUUAAUGGUUAUGAAGGUACUGGACGCUCUUUAUCAUUAAAACUUUUGCAUCAACUGGAAGGUCAAAGCAACGAUUCUGCCAAGGCAACAGAGGGCACUGAUUCUGGUUUUAAGAAAAUUGAACUGAGUGAAUCCAUCAGAUAUGCUUCUGGGGAUCCCGUUGAAAGCUGGCUUAAUACACUACUUUGCUUAGAUGUUUCAAAUGCCAUCCCUAAUCUUAGCAGGUUACCUCCAUGUAGUGAGUGCGAUCUAUACUAUGUCAAUCGGGAUACCCUCUUUUCUUAUCACAAAGAUAGUGAAUUAUUUUUGCAGCAAAUGAUGUCCUUAUAUGUCGCAUCACAUUACAAGAAUUCUCCAAAUGAUCUACAACUUAUGUCAGAUGCUCCAGCACACCACUUAUUUGUGCUACUUGGACCUGUUGAUGAAUCAAAGAAUCAACUUCCUGAUAUUUUGUGCGUCAUCCAGGUUUGUUUUGAGGGGAAGAUAUCUUGUCAAUCGGCAAUCCAAAGUUUGAGCAGUGGUCGUCAACCAUUUGGAGAUCAAAUUCCAUGGAAAUUCUGUGAGCAAUUCCAAGACACAAAUUUUCCUUCUCUUUCAGGUGCUCGCAUUGUACGCAUUGCUACACACCCAAGUGCCAUGAGGCUUGGUUAUGGCUCACAAGCAGUGGAGCUUUUGAUACGUUACUAUGAAGGACAACUUACUCCUAUCUCUGAGAUGGAUAUUGAACCUGAAAUACAGGCUCCACCAAGAGUUACAGAAGCUGCAGAGAAGGCUUCACUACUUGAAGAAAACGUAAAACCUAGAACAGAUCUUCCUCAUCUGCUUGUAAAUUUGCGUGAAAGACGCCCAGAGAAGCUUCAUUACAUUGGUGUCUCAUUUGGGCUAAUGUUGGACUUAUUUUCCUUUUGGAGGAAGCUUAAAUUUUCUCCUUUCUACAUUGGCCAGAUUCCAAAUACUGUGACUGGUGAGCAUUCAUGUAUGGUCUUGAAACCUCUUAACAAUGAUGAAAUUGAAGUUGAUGGAUCAAAUCACCAGGAUUUUUUCAGACCAUUUCACCUAGAUUUUAGGCAAAGAUUUACUAGACUUCUAUCUUCCACGUUUCGUGGCAUGGAUUACAAGCUUGCUAUGAGGAUCAUGGAUCCAAAAAUCAAGUUCACAGAGCAGGAGCAGACAAAGUCCACGUCUGAUAAAUUUUCCGGGCCAGUCGGAGAAUAUGAUAUGAAGCGACUAAAGGCUUAUGUUGAUGGUCCUUACGAGUUUCGUGUGAUUUUAGAUUUAGUUCCCAUCCUUACACAUCUGUACUUUCAAGAAAAGCUUCCGGUUGAACUGUCAGCUUUACAAGCUUCUGUGUUACUUUGCAUUGGUUUGCAAAAUCAGGACAUUUCGUACAUUGAGGUACAAUUGGAGUUGAAAGAGGAACAAAUAUUGCAGCAAUUAAAAAAAAUAAUGAAGAAGUUCUACAAAUAUCUAGAUGGUCUUGAGUCCAAGAAGAUUGAAUCAACAUUCCCACGAUUGAAAGAUAUUGUCAUGGAACCUCUUAGUGUAUCUUUGGAUGAAGACCUUAACAAUGCAGCUAAACAAGUUGAGGUAUAAACUUUAUCUUUUUUUCCUUCAUAUAUUCCAACUUCAAUCCCUGCCCUUGCCACUUGCUUGUUUCCACAUUCAGUUUUUAGUAGCUCUUAUUUUCUGAAAUGAUUAUUACUUGAUAGGAUGAUAUGAAGUCAAAAGAGGAAGCACCCUUGGCUCCUGACUUUGAGUCUAUUUUACAAAAUAAUGGUGGAAAAAUGCCAUUUGAUGGUGUUAUUGCUGUGAAAGCCAUUAGGAGUGGAGUGAAACUUCAAAAGGAAAAAAGAAGUCACAAGAGUGGUGGUACAAAGCGUGGGAAAGACAACCACAGCCAUAACUUAAUCAAAAGAAGAAGAUAUUGACC